Molecule: messenger RNA, 4546 nt
Organism: Lates calcarifer (barramundi perch)
Lineage: Eukaryota; Metazoa; Chordata; Actinopteri; Centropomidae
Gene: dnajc27
Product: DnaJ (Hsp40) homolog, subfamily C, member 27
Exons: 7
Coding region: 368-1189 (273 amino acids)
Molecular function (GO): GTP binding; GTPase activity
Source: RefSeq, a predicted model, not a curated record
AGAACGAGCGGAAGUCGUGUGUUUCCGUUAUAACGGCUGCCUUGACGCUAGUCCCGAACAGCUGGUUAGCAUUUAGGCUAUGAGGCUAGCAGGCCAGCUGUGCUUCUGCUGUGUAUUACAAUGGGAGCUGGACCAAAACAUUAGCUCUAAUGCUAAAUUUAAACAAUGCUGUGUCAUUAAUUAGUCCAGUGAUAAUUCAUUUGAAGGGCCGUGCUAAUUAGUUUGCUAACGGCUAGUUAGCCCCGUUAGCCGCGCUCCCAACAACAACAACAAGCAGCAGCAGCAGCUGUCAACACUGAACUCCUGCGUUUCCUCGUUAGCAGCCCGCACGGUUUCACCGCAAAAACGGCACUUUAAAGAAAUUCAAAUGGAGACAAACGCACCGAAGAGACGAGAUAAUAAGAAGUCACUGCGUGUGAAGGUAAUAAGCCUCGGAAACGCCGAGGUCGGAAAGAGCUGCAUCAUCAAACGCUACUGUGAGAAGAGGUUCGUUCCCAAGUAUUUGGCCACUAUUGGUAUUGACUAUGGAGUCACCAAAGUGCAGGUUCGAGACAGAGAAAUCAAAGUGAACAUCUUCGACAUGGCCGGACAUCCGUUCUUCUACGAGGUGCGUAAUGAGUUUUAUAAGGACAGUCAGGGGGUGCUGCUGGUUUACGACGUCGGCCUCAGGGAGAGCUUCGACGCCCUCGACAGCUGGCUGGGCGAGAUGAAACAGGAAAUGGGCUCUCAGGCGAACAUGGACAGCAUCGUUUUCAUCGUCUGCGCCAACAAGGUGGACCUGACGAAGCGGCGAGUGGUGGACGAGGGUGAGGGCCGUCUGUGGGCCGAGUCCAGAGGGUUUCAUUACUUUGAGACGUCGGCACAAAGCGGAGAAGGCAUCAACGAGAUGUUCCAGGCGUUCUUCUCCUCCAUCACUGACAUGUGUGAAAAUGGCGGGAAGCGUCCGGUGUCAGAGGUCAGCGUUGGCUUCACCAAAGAGCAGGCCGACACCAUCCGACGCAUCCGCAACAGCAAGGACUCAUGGGAUAUGUUGGGCGUCAAACCUGGGGCCACACGGGAGGAGGUGAACAAGGCGUACCGGAAGCUGGCUGUCCUGCUGCACCCGGAUAAAUGCGUUGCCCCCGGCAGCGAAGACGCCUUCAAGGCCGUGGUGAACGCCCGCACCUCACUGCUGAAAAACAUUAAAUAACACAAACACACACCUGAAGCCUCUGGUAGAGAUCGGACCUCUCGUCACUCAGACGUGGACUCACACACAGCUGCGUGAUCAGUGUUUAUUUAUUGGUAUAUUUAUUUAGCGUAAAGGUCUUGUGUGCCAUGUUGCUUGCCACAGUGCUGUAUGCCAACCUAACGUCUGGUUUAUGAUCAGUUUUAACCUAUUUACUACAUUUUAUCUCUAAACUGUUGUGUGUGUUCAUGAGCGUGAGUGAGUGAGUGAGUGUAUGGAAGAUGAUGAAGGCCACAUGGGAAAAUAAAAUUCACUUCGGAGUCAGAAUUUUAAAUUUAUAGCCAAAUUCUGAGAUUAAAGUCGGAAUUCUGACAAAUUAGGAUUUAAAUGGUGUAAUUCUUAAAUCAUAUUUUUAAAAAUGUAAAAAUAUUCAGGAUUUUUUGAAAAUGUCAAAAUUGUGGGUAGAAACUGUAAAUCAGAGAAUUAAAUUCUGAAAAUUAAAUCAGAAUCAGACUCUAUGGAUUUAAAUCAAAUUUUGAAAUUAAUUCCAAUUUUUAAGUCAGAAUUGCAAAUGUAUUGUUUUAUAAGAAGAAGUCAUAACUCUAAGGCUAAAGACUUCUUGAAUUUUCAGAUUAAUGUCACAAUUUGAAAAAAACAUCAAAUUCAGAGGUUAAGUCAGAAUACUGAGAAAAAGCUCUACUUGUUGUGAUAAUACAGUCAGACUCCUGAUGUACAAAAACAAGUCACAUUUCUUCUGAUUGUUUCACGUGGCCUUCGUCCUUUUCUGUAUGUUGAUGUGUGGUUUUGAGUUUUUAGUGUGUGUGUGUUUGUGUGCACGUUGUGGCCAGGUUAACAUCUUCGUUCUUCCUGUUGGUGAUGAAGACGUCAGUAGAGCAGCAGGUCAAAGGUCAGUGUUUAACCUGAUUUCACAGUAAAACACAUUUAGGUCGACUGCGUUAUUAAAAAUGAGCAGAGAAACAAAUCCAGUCAGUAAAGUUACAGACUAGUGUAAUAGAAGUCAAUUAAUUUCUAUGAAAUGUGAGUUUUAUUCUGGAUAAAUUCACAUUUCACAACUAACUAACUAAACUAAUUAAUUAGAUUCCUAAAGCUUUUUUAAAGCCUGGUUGCCAAAUCAGUAGAAGUUAAAGGUGUGAUGUGAACAAAGUGCAUGUUUAAUAUUAAAAAUACUCUCAAACUUUUAUACUUUCCACGUGGCCAAAUCUGCCAACUUCACAUCCCAAACACAAACACUUUGUUUUCUACUAAUCACCAGUUCCUGGGUGAUGAUUGGUCGAUGCAGCUACGGCAUCAGAAAUGCCAAACCAGUCUAGAACCAACAGGUUUGAGGAGAAAGGACUGUGGGCGUCGAACUACCAGCUUAGCUGGCUCGUUAUUGCAGGAACCAGUUGUCUGCUGUUUACUGAAUGGGUGUGGUUAGCGUCAUCUGCUGUAAUUUGUUCCUUCAAAAGAUCCAUUUCAUUUUAAUCAAAUUCUAAAUUUCUAAACUUAAACGAUUGUUACAUUUCAUGAAAAUCUGUUCCCUAAAGUGAAUAAUUUGUGCCUCCUUACUGUUUGUGCCUCAUAUUUAGAUUCAUAAUUUCCUCCCUUCAGUUUUGUUCAUAACAUCAUUAGUUUGCUAACUUGGUCCUCUUAACAUUCUUUUCAUCGAAAAUUUGUUCCCUUAAAUUACUAAUCUCUGGCUCCUGCUGUCAAAUUUGUUCCUUCAAAUCACAAAUUUUCAACCUCACAUCCAUUAUUUUUGUAUCAAAUUCAAAAUUAGACUUGAAUACCUUACGUGACUGAUCGUCAUUUGUCCUCAAAUGACUUUUUUCUCUCAUAUUCAUAUUUGGUUCUGUUUAGUUUUUUGUUACAUUUCUAAAUUGUUCCCCUCAUAUUUGUAAUUUGUACCCUCAUUUGUUCCCUAAAUCUACCGAACUGUUCCCUCAAAAUUUAUUUUUAAUGGUUAUCUUUGGAUAUUUAUUCUUGAUCUCCAAUAUAAAACUGUUCCCUGAAAAUACUAAUUAUGUAAUUUGUUCCCUCAAGUAAUUUGAGACAUUCUUUCAUAAUACAAAAUACUCCUUGUGAGUGUUUUAAUUGCGUUUCCCUUUUAAUAUCAAAUACUACCUUACUCAUUCCCUAAGAUUAGCCAAGUUAACCAAUUAAUGUUUUUUUGGAAUAUUACUCUCUUUUGACCAGAAAAACUGUAAAUAAGCAGCAAUUUUGUUCCUUUACUUCUUGUUAAAAGUGUCAGACAGUGACGAUGUCUUUACCUGAACAGGAACAUUUACAUGGCUGAUGAUGACGGGAUGUUUAUCAUCGGGAUAUCAAACUAAAACAAAGACUCGUGUCCGUUUACUGACUUUUUACCACGUCUGUCCAUCUGUGACAGAAACAGAAGCAUCUUGUUAAAGCAGAAAGAAGUGUUUCAUACUGUAAAGAACUGACAGACAGCAUGGAUAUGUUAUCAUAGUUUUAUAUUUUUACAUACGUGUAUCCACAGGAAUGAAAACACACAGACUGAGCGUCCACUUGUCAAUUUAAUGAGAUUUUUUGGGGGUUUGACAGAAUUUGAGAUUUGACUGUGACCAGUUCUGUAGAAAUUUUAAUUGAAUUUGUACUCUGUUUUAUUUAAAAAAAAAUACUACACACUCAGAUGUGGCAUUGUUAGCACUUUUUUGCAUUAAAUAAAAUCCAGAAUAUACUAAAUUUAAUUUUUUAGUAUAAUCUGGAUGAACACACUAAAAACACCUAAAAUAAAAAUCCCAGUAAAUCGAUAAAUGGAACGUACAGAGUGUUUUUGAUGUACAGCGUCCGCCAAUCACACGUAUCAAACGUUAUUUAAAUUUAUUUUGUCUGUCUGCAUAUCAGUGUGUUCUGUGUUAUAACCACAUAUUAUUUAUUUUGUAUGAUGAACAGACGGUUUAAAAACAUCAGACUCGCUGAUGGAUACUGAGACUGUGAGUGAGAGAGUGUGUGUUUGAGGAAUGUGUGUUCAGUUAUUCGCGUGUUAUUUCGUCACAGAUUGACCUCCGUACCUCAUGACUGUGACUUCAGUCACACUUUAAUCAUCUGACGAGUCGAUGAUGUGUUUCCUGUCGCCUUUGGACAGUCUUAAAGGUCACACUUUCACAGUAAUGCAGAGGAAGAAGAGCGUCGAAGAGAAGGGAGGAAAAUGAUUUUUAAUUUUACCCACAUCAGUGACGACGUCGUCAUAGAGUCACAUGUCAACAGUUUCACACUUCAAAUCGUUCUUUCAGUUGACUGUGAAGAGUGUGUGUUUGUGUGAGUGUGUGUGAGUGUGUGUUACAGUCUCACUGUGGUUCUUGUAAGUGCACGUUCUACUGGAUUGUUUUUGAAAUAAUAAAAAGACAAAAAUCA